AGUGCCUCCUGUCUGCACAACAAAUUUGCUUUCUGGUUUUAAAGGAGACCUUGACCCUUGAUGCCCCCGAGCCCGCACCACUUCUCCAAGCUCCUGAGCAAAUCCGGAUUUCCUCACCCGUUGUUCGUAUUUCAAAGAGGGGGGCGGGGUCUCUGCUUUCCCAAAUGCUUCUCCUCCUGGUAUUUUAAUACCUACGCUCCAUCCUCCCACCGCCUCAUUCCACCAGUAAAACCCAGUAAAGGUCACGGAGCGAUCCCACGCCCUGAACGCAUUUUCACGUCCAAGCGCUCAUUCCUCACAUCACAGCGAGGACUUCUCUGAGCGUGAAGGUUUGGGAUACUCACCUUUCUGUACCCGGGACACUGUGGGACUUUUUGCUGGUCUACUGGGUUCCCGGUCUUACCUGUCCCACCCGCCGGCGCCUGGUGCGUCGUGUCCAGACAGCGGCGUCCCCAGAUGCUUCUGCUGCUCUCAGACAUCACACCAUCAGAACCAGCCACAACAGAAACCCAACGCUGGCCUGUCUGAUCCAGUCCCAGCUCCAGCAGAGUCCGGCUGUGAGUGACCCGUCUGCUAGAUCAGUAUCGUCAGGAUGAGGAUGAGACAGCUCGGAGCACUGUGUGGCCUCAUGCUGCUGACGCUGGCUGUCCUCGCUAGCGCCAGGCCAAAAGCAGGUUCUGAGCAGAAAUGUAAGUCUGGUCCAGUGGACCUGGUCUUCCUCAUCGACAGCUCCCGCAGCGUUCGGCCAUACGAGUUUGAGACCAUGAGGAAGUUCAUGAUCGACAUCCUCGACACCCUGGAUAUUGGGCCCAACACCACCAGGGUGGGAGUGGUCCAGUACUCCAGCCAGGUCCGCAGUGAGUUCUCUCUGAAGACCCACACUAGGCUGGACAGCAUGGUGAAAGGCAUCAAUCAGAUCAUCCCCCUGGCCCAGGGCACCAUGACCGGACUUGCCAUCAGAUACAUGAUGAAUGUAGCCUUCAGCGCCGAGGAGGGAGACAGGCCAAAGGUUCCCAACGUGGCUGUGAUCGUGACUGACGGACGCCCUCAGGACCGUGUGGCGGAGGUGGCAGCUGAAGCCAGACAGAAAGGCAUCGAGAUCUAUGCUGUGGGGGUGGCCAGAGCCGACAUGGCAUCACUCAGGGCCAUGGCAUCCCUGCCCUUCGAAGACCAUGUCUUCCUGGUGGAGUCGUUUGAUCUCAUCCAACAGUUUGGACAGCAGUUCCAGGACAAGCUCUGUGGUGCGGACCUGUGUCUGGAGUCGGAUCAUGGCUGUGAGCACAUCUGCGAGAGCUCUCCAGGCUCCUACCACUGCCUCUGUCUGCCUGGAUACACUCUGAACGACAACGGGAAAACAUGUGCAGCUGUAGAUCUGUGCGCUGGGCGGAAACACGACUGUGAACAAAUCUGCGUCAGCUCUCCUGGUUCCUUCACCUGUGACUGCAACAAGGGAUACAAGCUGAAUGACGAUAAGACGACCUGCUCAAUGAUCGACUACUGUUCAUUUGGAAACCACACCUGUGAUCACGAGUGUGUGAGUGUGCUCGGUGGCUUCCUCUGCCGCUGUGACGAGGGAUACAGGCUGCUGGGCGAUGGCACGACCUGCCGAGCCAUUGACCUGUGCGCUGAGGGGAAACAUGACUGUGAACAGAUCUGCAUCAGCGCGCCAGGCGUCUUCACCUGCGACUGCCACAAAGGAUACACACUCAACGAGGAUGAGAAGACCUGCACAGCCAUUGACCUGUGCGCUGAAGGAAAACAUGACUGUGAACAGAUCUGCAUCAGUGCACCAGGCGUCUUCACCUGCGACUGCAACAAAGGCUUCAAACUCAACAGGGACAAGAGGACGUGCACAAACAUGGAUCUGUGCAACACAGUGGAGCACGGCUGUGAGCACCAGUGUGUCAGCACUCCUGGAUCUUACUACUGUAUCUGCCCUGAGGGACAACUGCUGCAGGAGGACGGAAAGAGCUGCGGCACCUCUCUCUCUCCUUCAGCCUGCAAGUCUGCCAACAUCGACCUGGUGCUUCUGAUCGACGGCUCCAAGAGUGUCCGCCCUCAGAACUUUGAGCUGGUCAAACAGUUUGUCAACCAGGUAGUGGACUCUCUGGACGUGUCUGCUCAUGGGACCAGAGUCGGUCUGGUCCAGUACUCCAGCCGGGUCAGGACUGAGUUUCCUCUCAACAUGUACCACAGUGCUGAUGAGAUCAAAGCUGCAGUGAUGAAGGUUGUAUACAUGGAGAAAGGUACAAUGACAGGCCUGGCACUAAAACACAUGUUGGAGCACAGUUUUUCAGAGGCAGAGGGCGCGCGUCCUCCCAGCCGCAAUAUCCCCCGAGUAGGACUGGUCUUCACAGAUGGACGGUCGCAGGACGGCAUCACAGAGUACACCAAGAAGGCCAAAGAAGCUGGUAUCACCAUGUACGCUGUUGGUGUGGGAAAAGCUGUGGAAGACGAGCUUCGUGAAAUAGCAUCUGAGCCUGUGGAGAAACAUUUCUAUUACACCACGGACUUCAGUGCCAUCAGCACCAUCGCUGAGAACCUCAAAAUCAACGUCUGCCCAGAGGAGAGUCAGGGGGAGAUUGAGGUGAAGGACCCAUGUGCCUGUGAGAGUCUGGUGGAGUUCCAACAGGCCACCAUGAGCAGCCUGGAUCAGUUCACACAGAAACUGGCUGGGAUCACUGCUCGUCUGGAGCAGCUGGAGAACCAGCUUCUGUCCAGGAAGUGAUCUGACCACAUCACAGAAGAAGAGUCACAGAAGGAGGAGACAUGAGAAAGGUCCUUAACAGAGGAAACCAGAAAACCGACAAACCAAAGUGUGUUUUCACAGAGGCUGGGUAGUCGCUGUUAGCUCUGUCGCUAUUCAUCUGAAAGCUUGUGACAGAAUCAUAUUUCUGGUACGGAUGUAAAUGAUGUGAUUUGUACACAUUAGGUUUUAAAAAGUAAAAACAAAGAACUCCACCACAUCGAUUUUCACGGCCACACACAUUCAGUUCUCCUAGUGCCCUAUUUAUACUUGAUCUGUUUGUACGGUUUAUUAAAAUGAUGUAUUUAUAGAAGUUUUUGUUUAAAUCAGCAGUAGAACAGAAAACAUGAUAAAAGAUGAAGUGUUAUUUACCACUGUCAAUGUUAAACUGGUUUGGGUCAUUUUCAUGCACAUCACUGGUUUUCCCAAAGAAGCUACAGCAGCUUUAAACCACAGGCCUGACUGGAGGUGCAGUGGUGAGAACUGUGGAAGAGGAAACUGGGCCAGAAGUUCAACAUAAAGGGGAGUUACAGGUACACAGUGUCACUACUGACUCAAGCUGCGGUCUGCUGGUGAUAGAGGCCAUGACACCGUAGGAGUCGGUAGUAUUUUACUCUGAAUACAUGUGCCCUUAUUUUCAUAAACAAGAAUGUGUACUUUCUACAUUUUGCCUUACAAAGACCUUAACAUGUCAGUGUAUUAGUUUAGUCUUUAGACCUGCAGCAGGUUCUAUACACAGCAGGUCUAAAACCCUCCAAUAUUCAACUUCACAUUUGUGACAGUUACGACCAUCGUGGCUGUAGACGCGUUGCCUACUGGGGCUUUCAACACAUGCUAAUAGGGAAACGAGAGAAAAGCAUUGUCUGACCACAAAAUAUUCAGCUACAGUAAUUGAAAUGAACCUCAUGUAACCUCUGUUCAUGGCUGUAUCAUGAGCUCCGAGAAGCUUCACAGGACACUGUGAA
Monopterus albus (swamp eel) is the source of this 3711-nucleotide messenger RNA. It is a transcript of the gene matn4, whose product is annotated as matrilin 4. The coding region runs from base 593 to 2728 and encodes 711 amino acids. NCBI's taxonomy places the organism in Eukaryota, Metazoa, Chordata, Actinopteri, Synbranchiformes, Synbranchidae. Gene Ontology annotation, molecular function: calcium ion binding. The transcript is spliced from 18 exons. The record is from RefSeq and is a predicted model, not a curated record.